This is a messenger RNA of Penicillium canescens, 540 nucleotides long. RefSeq lists its product as uncharacterized. NCBI's taxonomy places the organism in Eukaryota, Fungi, Ascomycota, Eurotiomycetes, Eurotiales, Aspergillaceae. The transcript has a single exon. The record is from RefSeq and is a predicted model, not a curated record. Gene Ontology annotation, molecular function: acyltransferase activity, transferring groups other than amino-acyl groups. The coding region runs from base 1 to 540 and encodes 179 amino acids.
AUGAAAAUACAAAUAACUCCAGCGAAGUUCCCCGAAGACGCGGAAGCCAUUCUCGUUUUGUUUUCCGGGUACGCCGCCUCACUCAAAAUCGACCUGAGCUUCCAGUCAUUCCAAGAGGAGCUGGAUUCACUCCCGGGAAAAUAUGCUUCGUCCCAGGGAGGCGCGCUGUUGAUCGCACGAGAUCAGGCUCAAUUAGGUCGCAAUGGUGAUUCAUCGGCUGAUUCCUCUGCCCCGCGAUACCCUGCCCUCGGAUGUGUCGCACUGCGGCGUAGUCCCGAUGGCUGGUGUGAAAUGAAGCGUCUCUAUGUCCUCGAGGAAGCACGAGGAGAACGUUUGGGUGAAAAGCUUGUAGAGGCCAUCCUUGCACAAGCUAGGGCUCUUGGUUAUCGUGGUAUCCGACUGGACACUCUGCCCGAGAUGACUGCGGCACAGCGACUAUAUCGAAAAUAUGGAUUUGUGGACAUCGAACCAUACUACGAAACUCCAAUUGAAAGGACUGUGUUCAUGGGUUGUGAAUUUUGCGAUCAUGAAGUUCAAUGA